AACAAUUUUAGAGAGAGAAACCAAAGUAAAAGUUUCAGUACUUAUAGAGAGAGAAAGGUGAAGAAAAGAGAAAAACUUAUGAGAGAAUGUGAAAGGGUUUCUUAUCUCUUUCACUUUAGUCUUUAUACCUCUUCUUCUUCUUCUUCUUCUAUUUCUAAAUUUCCAAUCAAUCAUUUCACCACACAGCCACCACAGCUAGCGCCAAAUUUCUUCUCAUUGUAGCAAAUGUGCGGCUGAGAUUUGUUUGUUUUUUGGUAGCCGUUGGAUCUCGUGAUGGGAAGUGUAUCUUCAGAUGAUGGCUCUGAUCAGCAGAGCGUGCGAUGCGGGAGUUAUAGUUUGAGUGCUGACGUCAGCGAGUCCGAGAGUUGCAGUAGCUUUUCGUGUCGGCGGUUCGACGGAGAAGGUUGUUCGAGUUCGAUGACGUCAUCUCCGAGGUUACUGGCUGCUGGAGGGUUCGGUUUUCAGGUGCCGGUGAUGUUGCCGGUCAUCGGGGGGAAGGAUGUCGUGAUUUGGGAUGAUGAGAAGCCUGAGAAACGGGACAACAACUUGUCCGAAGUUGAGAUGAUGAAGGAGAGAUUUGCCAAGCUUCUUCUAGGAGAAGACAUGUCUGGAGGUGGGAAAGGAGUGUGUACUGCGCUUGCCAUUUCGAAUGCAAUCACAAAUCUCUCUGCGACCGUCUUUGGUGAGCUGUGGAGGUUAGAGCCUUUAGCACCGCAGAAGAAGGCAAUGUGGAGGAGAGAAAUGGAGUGGCUCUUGUGCGUGAGCGAUUCGAUUGUUGAACUUGUACCAUCGAUACAGCAAUUCCCUGGAGGGGGCACGUAUGAAGUCAUGGCAACAAGGCCACGCUCAGAUUUGUAUAUAAACCUUCCUGCCCUUAAGAAGCUGGACGCAAUGUUGAUUAGCAUGCUUGAUGGGUUUCUCGAGACUGAGUUUUGGUAUGUUGAUCGGGGGAUAGUUGUGGGUGAUGGUGGUGACUGUGAUGCUUAUCCAUCAUCUGUUUCUGGAGGGAGGCCCUCAAUUAGGCAGGAAGAGAAGUGGUGGUUGCCUUGUCCAAAAGUGCCACCGAAUGGUUUGUCAGAGGAUGCAAGGAAGAAGUUGCAGCAAUGUAGGGAUUGCACAAACCAAAUACUGAAGGCAGCCAUGGCAAUUAAUAGCAGUGUGCUUGCAGAGAUGGAGAUACCUACUGCUUACUUGGAGACCUUACCAAAGAAUGGAAAAGCUUGUCUAGGAGAUAUCAUCUAUCGCUAUGUAACAGCCGACCAGUUCUCGCCAGAAUGUCUCCUUGAUUGCCUUGAUCUGUCAACAGAACAUCACACCCUGGAAAUAGCUAACAGAAUUGAGGCAGCAGUACACGUUUGGAAGCAGAAAGAUCAUAGGAAACACAUGACUCAUGGAAAAGUUAGGCGCUCAUCGUGGGGUGGAAAGGUCAAGGGCCUUGUAGCUGACAAUGAAAAGAAUAAUUUUCUGGCCCAAAGAGCUGAGACUCUCUUACAUAGCUUGAGGCUUCGUUUUCCUGGUCUUCCACAGACAGCAUUAGAUAUGAACAAAAUUCAAUAUAAUAAGGAUGUAGGGCAAUCAAUUCUUGAAAGCUACUCGAGGGUGAUGGAGAGCUUGGCCUUCAACAUUAUGGCAAGAAUAGAUGAUGUCCUCUAUGUUGAUGAUGCUAUCAAGCGCUGUGCUGCGGCAGAAACAAUUUCCCUUUUCAGCCGGAGCAGUUUGAGUGGUCUUCCAAUCCAGAAGCGAAUGUCUCCGAGUCCCUUCUCAAUUCAGCACAGCCCUUAUGCCUCUCCUUUUGCAACGCCAACCUUCUGUUCUUCAACUCCACUCACUGGGAGCCCAGGAAGGGCAGCUUCCUCUUUGAAGAGAAAUGGUCUUAAGGAGGAACCUGACUGGAAGUUGGAAAAAGCAUAUGGGGCUGAAUUCGAGAGGGUGUGGUCAUAUACGGGGAGCCUUAGCGCAAGAAGAAUUUCUGAAAAUGCUCCUGAGAGAGAUUGAUAUGAAGAGAUUCAUGACCCUUUGUGAGAUAAAGUUUCUGUGUUCUAUGAAUAGUAGAAAAGAAGUUGCACAGUUUCGUUGGGUGGCUGACAGGUUAAGAGAAAAUUGGUGAUCUAAUCUUUUGUAUAUUUCUUAGCAGUAGAAAUAUCAAAGUUUUGAUUUUUUUAAUAUUUUUUUUUCAACUUCAAAUCGUGUUAGUCAAAGGGAGAAGAUUAUGCUUUAA
Messenger RNA from Theobroma cacao (cacao), 2218 nucleotides. RefSeq names its product rho guanyl-nucleotide exchange factor 1 (gene ROPGEF1). The record is from RefSeq and is a predicted model, not a curated record. NCBI's taxonomy places the organism in Eukaryota, Viridiplantae, Streptophyta, Magnoliopsida, Malvales, Malvaceae. Gene Ontology annotation, molecular function: guanyl-nucleotide exchange factor activity.